AUGGCGCUGCAGCCGCCGGUCGGCGCCUCGCUCAACACGGCAGCGUCGUCAACAGCGGUCCUUGCGGCACAGAUUAGAUCCGAGGGCAUUCGGCUCUCGCCUGAUGUGCGGAGCCAGGUGGCACGGACCCGUGCUGCAGUCUCAGCCGCCAACUCGCGCAUUGCCGAGCUCGAGGCCCGCUCGCUGUGGGACACUCCGCCGCGGUCGCAGCCGCUCGGCUCGGUCCCGCACAUCCUGGCUGUUGAUGGGAGUGCACCGACGUUUGCCCAGCUGAAGCACGCUAUUGCGGCCAUGUCGCUCUCCCCCUCGCCUCCGCGUAGCCGGCCAGCAGCGGCGUCGGCGGCGCUGACCUCACUCGAGGCGCUCACACUCUCAGCCAACAUGGCGGCCAGCUCAGCGGCAUCCGCUGCCAUCCGCUCGUCGCGGGUGCCGGCGGCACGGCCGCGGCCGCGGAUUUCGCGGCGUCCGCCAUCUGCUCCGUCGACCGCCCCGCUCCGCCCGUUCACCUCCGCCCGCCGAGCCGAGUUCUCGGCCGACGCCGCGCUGGCGUCGUCGCGGGCCGCAGUCGCCGCGUCGUCGCUCCGGGCCCCGCUCUCGCUCGCGGAUCUUUAAAAGAGUUUACAUCUGUA
Thecamonas trahens ATCC 50062 is the source of this 629-nucleotide messenger RNA. RefSeq lists its product as uncharacterized. The transcript has a single exon. Lineage: Eukaryota; Apusomonadida; Apusomonadidae. The coding region runs from base 1 to 612 and encodes 203 amino acids. The record is from RefSeq and is a predicted model, not a curated record.